Messenger RNA from Fulvia fulva, 429 nucleotides. RefSeq lists its product as uncharacterized. The transcript has a single exon. NCBI's taxonomy places the organism in Eukaryota, Fungi, Ascomycota, Dothideomycetes, Mycosphaerellales, Mycosphaerellaceae. Bases 1 to 429 code for a protein of 142 amino acids. The record is from RefSeq and is a predicted model, not a curated record.
AUGGCAACGCAGAACUCACGAGACUUCUUCUUAGGAGAGGAUACCCCUGGGCCAUCUCCCGACACUGGACCAAAGCUAGGCUCAGGCCUCAAGCGCUUCGCGAUACUAGACGCUGAUGGCGACUGUGUUGGAACAGCAAGCUGGGCAGAUGAUGGGGAGAAGCAACGGCGGCGACAAAGAUUCAUCGCUCUUUCGGAUGCUAGGAGCUUCACCAAGACGGAGUAUGAUGACUGGAGCUCGUACACUGAACGGAAGGAGCCGUGGCAGUUGUAUAAUGUGAUGAUGCUGGAGCCGAAGAAAGCUGAUGGAUCGCCAGGAGAUCCCGAUGAGGAUGUCGUUGUGGCUUAUCGUGCUGGGAUUGGGAAAGUGUUCAAGUCGGCGUUUCCGAAUGGUAUCAACUAUGGGUGGAAAGAGGUUGUUCUUGGGUGA